This is a messenger RNA of Letharia columbiana, 1116 nucleotides long. RefSeq lists its product as uncharacterized. The record is from RefSeq and is a predicted model, not a curated record. The coding region runs from base 1 to 1116 and encodes 371 amino acids. NCBI's taxonomy places the organism in Eukaryota, Fungi, Ascomycota, Lecanoromycetes, Lecanorales, Parmeliaceae. The transcript has 2 exons. Gene Ontology annotation, molecular function: oxidoreductase activity.
AUGACUCUCAGCCCUCAACAAAUUUCUAUCCACCCCAUUUCGGUCCCUUCGUCUGAUGUAGAUUUUGGCGCAGUCAUUGAAAAUGUUGAUCUCGAAAACUUGACAGACAACGACUUCUCCAUCAUCCGCGACACACUCUAUAAAACCCACGUAGUCGUCCUCAAGAACCAAGCUUCUAGCUCACCCAAAGCCCAAUACGAACUAACCCACCGCUUCGACUCCUCCGCCAUCGGAUACGGUCACGGCAAGACCCUCGACGCCAAACGCAGCAUCCUGCACCCGGAUCUUAAAACUGUACCACACCAACCCGAGGUGCAAAUCAUUGGCAACGGCCUCGUGCCCGAGUAUGAAGGUCUGUCCAACAUCAAGCUCGUUCACCCUCACCACAAGAAGUUUCAUAAGCACCCUAUCCCCGAAGAGGAUGAUCUUACGCACACGCGCUUCUACCGCUGGCACAUCGAUGCUGCGCUUUAUGAUCUCAAUCCGCCAAAGGUGACAUCGCUGCUGGCGGUAUCGGUGCCAAAAGGGAGACGGCAGACGUUGCGCUAUGAUGACGGGACGGGCGAUGAGUUGGAUGUUCCGCUAGGUACCACGGCAUUCGUGAGCGGAUACAAGAUGUACGACAUCCUGUCCGACGCGGACAAAGAGUUCGUGCGAACCAGCCGCAUCGAGUACGCCGCGCAUCCGUACAUCUGGAUGAGUGCAGCCAAAUCGCGCUCUGACGGGCUCGGCCUAGUCUCCGAUAACCUCGAGCUUCCCUCCUCAGAACUUCCGCUUAUCGAUCCUUCAAAAGUGCAAAUUCUACCCAUGGUCUGGAAGAAUCCGGUCACUGGCCAAUUUGCCCUUCAAAUGCACCCUUCCGCUGUGCGCAAGAUACACCUGGCCACCGGCGAGGUCAUCGAAGAUCUGAAGAGGGUGCGAGAGAUUGUUCAUAAGCUGCAGAGGCCGGGAAUCAGCCCGAACUUGGUGUAUGCGCAUGACUGGGAGGAGGGCGAUAUGGUGCUGUUCAACAACCAGGGGGUGUUGCAUUCUGUUGUUGGAGCUUUCCGGGAGGACGAGGUUAGACUCUUCAGGCAGUGUAACAUGGCUGCGAGCGAGGGGCCGGUGGGUGCUUAG